AAAAUGUCUUCAAGUAAUUAACAUUCACGAAGAAAAAGGGAGCACAAGAAGUUUAUACCUUGCCUUGAUACUUGAUAUACUACUCUCUCAAAGUUGAUGAGCUCUACCUGAAUCACGCACAUUCAAGGAGGAUGGCUGGGGGCCCCGCGGAGGAUGAAUCAGGCAGCAAGCCCCUAGGAAGGUGCUCGGUUUUUUAUUACGGUGUGGGACAUAUGCUAAACGAUGUAACAUCUGCCUGUUGGUUCACUUAUCUAUUGGUCUUUCUCACGGAUAUUGGGCUGCCCCCAAGGUUUCAAAUCCUCUUGUCUUCUUCUCUUCUUUCUUUGCUCCUAUUACUGAUUGAGUUUUGUGUCCUGACAUGUUUUUUNGCUGCUGUAGUCAUGCUCUCUGGUCAAAUUGCCGAUGGGUUCACAACCAUAUUUGCUGGUGAACUGAUAGACAGGUACGGACGUUUUAAAGUAUGGCAUGCAGCGGGAUCUGUUCUAGUUGCUGUUUCAUUUUCUUCAGUUUUUGGUGGCUGCUUGCCUUGCAAAAUUGUGGGCUCCAAUUCGUCUUCAAUGCAGACCAUUGGCUAUAGCUUUUUUGCUGCAAUUUUCAAUAUAGGCUGGGCUGCUACUCAAGUUUCACACAUGUCCAUGGUGAACUGCAUUACUUUAAACUCUACAAGCAGAGUAGUUUUGGCAAGCUGUCGAAAUGCAUUUGCAAUGAUUGCAAAUCUCAGUCUAUACGCCGUUGCAUUUGUGGUGUUCCAUAUAAACUCGAGCGGGUCAGUUAUUGAUGUCGAGAAUCAGUACCGUUGGAUAGCAUAUUCAUCAAUCUUCAUUGGGUGUUGUUUUGUGGGCAUAUUUCAUCUUGGUACCGCAGAGCCAAGAUUGAAAAGGCAAGCUCAUGAAAAAGGUCACGCCAGAAUUUCUUGGACUUACUGGUUUAAAAAGUUAUUGUACUACCAAGUGGCACUUGUUUAUGUGUUAACUAGACUCAUCACAAAUAUUUCACAGGCAUUUCUUGCCUUCUACGUCAUUAAUGAUCUGCAGAUGACCCAAUCUUCCAAAGCUUUGGUCCCUGCCGUCAUUUAUAUAUGCAGCUUCGUUGUAUCAAUCCUUCUGCAGGAGAUCACGUGGGAUGGCUGGCGCUUGAAGGCUUUCUAUUCCACCGGAGGCCUUCUUUGGAUAGUUUCUGGUUCAGUGAUUCUCUUUCUGCCGAGCAGCAUGAAUGCAUUUAUGUACAUUUUAUCGAUAGUGAUUGGGGUUGCAAAUGCGUUGAUGAUGGUGUCAGGAGUUAGCAUGCAGAGUUUUCUAGUUGGUGAAGAUCUCAAUGGGUGUGCCUUUGUUUAUGGAUCGUUGAGCUUUCUCGACAAAAUAUUAUGUGGACUGGCGUUGAGUGUUCUUGAAUCAUAUCAAAGUUCUGUGCCACAAGUGCGUAGUUGUCACCAGCCGCAUAAUUUCUUUUCCAUUAGCAGAUACGGAUUGGGCCUUGUUCCAGCUAUUUCUGCUUUCCUCGGCCUCUUAGUCACACACACAAUGAAACUUCAGGAGCCCAACAUAACACCUUUGAUCCAACCCCUACUGGAAUAGCAUAACGAUAGCAUCACUCGGAUAAACCACCAAACCACAGUUUGAAUACACCCGGAGUCCCGGACCAAGUCCAAAAAAGCUGAGAGAACCGCACUCAGAUGGCCUAAACUGGACCAAAUAAGGCUAAGAAACCAAGGUAGUUAAGAAUACAACUGAAACCUUAGGACACGUUUGUUUGGCAUGAUUAGAUAGGAUUACCCCAUUAAUAGUGGGGCAAUCCUUCGUUUGGUAUGCAAGACUAAAGCCCGCAGAUAAAGUUCGGUCCGAGAUAAAAAAGUCAUUAAUCUUACAUAUUCACGACU
Molecule: messenger RNA, 1876 nt
Organism: Striga asiatica
Lineage: Eukaryota; Viridiplantae; Streptophyta; Magnoliopsida; Lamiales; Orobanchaceae
Source: the annotation of a GenBank genome assembly